CCCCCUGCUGCUGACAUGAGCGGCACUGCACUCACGAGUCGCAGGGAGUUUAUGUUUGUAGCUGGCGCUAUAGCAUUGUUUACGAGUAUAUUGCAAACAUGUUGGUUUUGUUCAGUCACUGGCACAAUUGAAAAACGUAGAAUACAGUCGCAUAAUAUCUCAUAACGAGAAGAUAAUCGAGUAUUGGCUCGAAAUUCGAUUCAGAAAACACUGGUUUUGUUGACGACUACCGUUAGCAAGCUUUAGCUGUCGCUAAAGUAACUAGCUAUGUGAUAAUCGGCUGUACUAAACACUGGACACACAGACUGUCCUGGACACCCCGAAGUAUGUAGAGUGAACAGGACACAUGUCAUUCUCACCCUAGCAAAAGGCUUCUGAGAUUGUGUUUGACUCAUUCCUUGAGUGAGAAUUAAGCAUAUGAUUGAACAUCAAGUAAUAGAGACACUAGAACGGUGAGCAAGAUGUCGAUCACAAACACCCCCACAAGCACCGACGCUUGCUUGAGUAUCGUGCACAGCCUGAUGUGCCACAGACAGGGUGGAGAGAGCGAGACAUUCGCCAAGCGAGCCAUCGAGAGCCUCGUCAAGAAACUGAAGGAGAAGAAAGAUGAGCUAGAUUCUCUCAUCACAGCCAUCACCACCAACGGAGCUCACCCCAGCAAGUGUGUCACCAUACAGCGCACCUUGGAUGGACGGUUGCAGGUAGCAGGGCGUAAAGGCUUCCCCCAUGUGAUCUAUGCCACAUUGUGGCGGUGGCCUGACCUGCACAAGAAUGAACUGAAGCAUGUGAAAUACUGCCAGUUUGCCUUUGACCUCAAAGCUGACAAUGUGUGUGUUAACCCAUACCACUAUGAGAGGGUGGUAUCACCAGGGAUUGACCUUUCAGGACUGACUCUUUCAAGCUCAGGCACACUCAUGGUCAAAGAUGAGUAUGAAUUUGAGAACCAGCCAUCUCACUCUGGUGCGGAUGGCCACCACCAGACCAUCCAGCACCAGCCCUCCGGACCAGGGGGUCCCCAGGAGUUGUUCAGCAGCUCGGCUCUGCUCCCUCCCCCUGAGGGCAGCAGCUCAGCCUCUACCUCUGCCUUCUCCAGCCUCGCUGCUGGAGCCUCAACCCAGUCCACUAGCCUUCUGUCAGGGAGCCAUAGCACUGAAGGGCUGCGGCAGUUCUCCUCAAGGCCAGGCCCAGGGCCUUCACAGGGGCAGAGCGGCUUCUCCCUGGCACAGAGCGCCACAUACCAUCACAAUGCCGCCUCAGGCUGGCCGAGAAAUGGGAACUUCACCCCCUCAGUGCCUCACCACCAGAAUGGGCACCUGCAGCACCACCAACCCAUGCCCCACACCCCACACUACUGGAUGGUCAACAAUGAGAUUGCAUUCCAGCCACCCAUCUCAAAUCAUCCGGCCCCUGACUACUGGUGCUCCAUUGCCUACUUUGAGAUGGAUGUUCAGGUGGGGGAGACGUUCAAGGUUCCGGCCAGCUGCCCCACGGUGACAGUGGAUGGGUACGUGGAUCCCUCAGGAGGGGACCGCUUCUGCCUGGGCCAGCUCUGCAACGUCCACAGGACAGAGGCCAUCGAGAGAGCUAGACUUCACAUUGGUAAAGGGGUGCAGCUGGAGUGUAAAGGGGAAGGUGACGUGUGGGUGCGUUGCCUUAGCGAUCAUGCAGUGUUUGUGCAGAGUUAUUACUUGGACAGGGAGGCAGGACGGGCCCCUGGAGACGCAGUGCACAAGAUCUACCCCAGCGCCUAUAUCAAGGUGUUUGACCUGCGUCAGUGCCACAGGCAGAUGCAGCAGCAGGCAGCCACAGCCCAGGCGGCAGCCGCAGCACAGGCGGCAGCAGUGGCUGGAAACAUCCCCGGGCCUGGCUCUGUGGGAGGCAUCGCGCCCGCCAUUAGUAUGUCUGCGGCUGCGGGUAUAGGAGUGGAUGACCUGCGCAGGCUGUGUAUCCUGAGAAUGAGCUUUGUGAAGGGCUGGGGGCCUGACUACCCCCGGCAGAGCAUCAAGGAGACACCGUGCUGGAUUGAGAUCCAUCUCCACCGGGCCCUGCAGCUACUGGAUGAGGUGCUGCACACCAUGCCCAUCGCUGACCCUCAGCCCUUGGACUGAGUUAUAGAACUGCAACACAUUCACGAACUGUCCAUAGCCAGCCAACCCUUGAACUGACUGAUGGACUGCCCAUGCCCCGUAGGCUAGUCCAUCUUAACUAUUUAUCAUCCCGCUGUCUGCUGUGCUGAAUGGGAUGAGAGAGCAGAAGAAUAUAUAUGAUUUAUAUUUUAUACCCGCUGGCAUCACAGCCAGCCAGAGUUCCCGCUCUGAAGAUACCAGCUCAUGAAUCCGUUUUCUACUCGCCUCAGAAUCAGGAUACACAGUCAUGACUCAUGGAUGCUUUUCAUUCUCUUUUUUCUAUUCAUAAAUAUCUAUUUUCAUAUCUUCCUAUUCAUGUCAGUUUAUAUACUGUAUUUUUGAGUUGUCAAUGCUAUGUUUUUUAAAUGACAUUAGCUUAAAUUAGCACUUUAUUGGUUUGCUUUUCAUGUGCUUGUUUUCAGUAUGUUGUGUCUUGUUGAUUGUUUAGAAAAUGUAUUUUGAUAUGCAGUGUGAGGGUGGUUUCCACAUUUAUAUUUGAAAGUAGGUAUGUGUGUCUUAGAAUAUUCAGCUUUUGUAGCAAUGAGUGUGAUCCAGGCCAGAGCUUUUGGAAGAUGGUGUUCACAUCACUGACUUAAAUUAAUAUUUCAGAUGCCUCAAUGUCUAGACAGAUGCCGGUUGUCCAUUUCAGUUUCGGUCCAUUUUUAUCUCCACCACUAUAAGUUCUGUAACCAUGACUUGGAAGAAUUGACUUAAGGGCUGUGAUACCAAUAUCACAAUAUUUUUCCCAUGGUAAAAAUGAAAACAUGAAGCAAACAACUCUUUGAUCCUUUUAAAAACCUGCUGUAUGGAAAAUAUUUUGCUAUAACUUGGGAGAGAAAAAAUAAAUCGAACUCUGGAUGACAACACGUGUGUUUUCCUAGGGCUGUUUUCCUAAAGAAGUUAAAUGUGCUGUUUUGUUUCCAUGACACCAACGAGUAUUGCGUUCCUGCUAUCGUCCCGCCCUGGACUUGUGAUAACAUUCCUUAGAGAUAUUGGAGGAAAGUCUGAAGCCAUAUUGAUACCAAAUGGACCCAUAUGAAACGUGUAAAUGGGUCAUAGCAGUCAUGUGAAACUUGUAAAUGUUUUUAAGACCAGAUUCUGCAUUUGAGAAUAUUAGCAAUCAUGACUCAUGGAUGCUUUUCAUUCACUAACACGCCCACUGUUUUUAUCCGUUCAUCUUCUCGGUGUGUCCAUUCUCUGACAACUUAAUUGAGAUACAACAGCAAUGACAAUUAUUUUCAACAAGAAAAAGUUUAUUAAUUUAAAAGACAAGCCACAAAUUUUAAGAAAACAACACUAAGCUAGCCUGAGCUCAAGUCUGAAAUAUUCAGAAAACCAAACUACGUGUCUUUAAUAGUUCCUAUAUUUUCAUCAUUACGACAAACUAAAUGUUAAUAUAUAUGCCUUUAUAAAUAUAAAAGUUUCCCAGUUUUCCUCAUCUUUUAUGUAAAAUACACAAUACAAAUCACCCUACACUUAUUGGUUAGCUCUUGCCAAUUUAAGAAGAUAUAAUAUACUAGCUAAGAGGUAACUUGAAACAACACACAAAAAGAAAGUCACUUGAGAUGUACAGUAUGUAUACACAGGUAACUGCCAAAAUAAAGGAAACAUUAACAUAGUGUCUUAAUAGGGCAUUGGGCCAGAACAGCUUCAAUACACCUUGGCAUACAGUGCCUUCAGAAAGUAUUCACACCCCUUGGCUUUCUCUACAAUGUUGUUACAAAGUGGGAUUAGAAUGGAUUUGUCAUGUUUUGUUAAUCUACACAAAAUAGUCUGUCAAAGCGUAAGAAAAAAUCAAACAUUUGUAAAAAUAAAAAAUGUUUACAAAAAUAAAACAUAUCUUGAGAAGUUUUCAACCACCUGAGUCAACACAGAAAACCUUUGGCAGCGAUUACAGAUGAGUCUUUCUGGGUAAGUCUCUUAAGAGCUUUGCACACCUGGAUUGUGCAACAUUUGCCCAUUAUGCUUUAAAAAAAGUCUUCAAGCUCUGUCAAAUUGGUUGUUGAUCAUUGCUUGUCAACCAUUUUCAGAUCUUGCCAUAGAUGUAAGUCAACACUGUAACUCAGCCAUUCAGGAACAUUCACUGUCUUCUUGGUAAGCAACUCCAGUGAAGAUUUGGCCUGUGUUUAGGUUUAUUGUCUUACUGAAAUGUGAAUUUAUCUCCCAGUGUCUGGGGGAAAGCAGACUGAACCAGGUUUUCCUCUAAUCAAAUCAUAUAUCAAGCUUUAUUUAUACACAGCACAUUUCAGACAUGGAAUGUAACACAAUGUGCUUUACAGGAAAAAAACUAAUGAAAAUAAAAGCUGAAAUAUUUACUACACAACAAACAUAUGAUAGGACUUUGCCUAUGCUUAGCUCCAUUCCGUUCCUAUUUAUCCUGAAAAACUCCCCAGUCCUUAACGAUUACAAGCAUACCCAUAACAUGAUGCAGCCACCACUAUGCUUGAAAAUUAGAUGAGUGGUACUCAGUAAUGUGUUGUAUUUGCCCCAAACAUAACAUUGUAUUCAGGACAAAAAGUUCAUCGCUUUGCCACAUUUUUUGCAGCAUUAUUUUUUAAUCUGUACAGGCUUCCUUCUUUUCACUGUCAAUUAGGUUAGUAUUGUGGAGUAACUACAAUGUUGUUGAUCCAUCAAUCUAACUGUUUUAAAGUCACCAUUGGCCUGAUGGUGAGUUAAUUACUUCAAAAGGUGCCCAUCUUUGUGAGGAAUUGGAAAACCUCCCUAGAAAAUCUCAAUUUAAUCCAUUUUAAACUCAGGCUGUAACACAAAAACAUUUCAAAAAGAAUCAGGGGUGUGAAUACUUUCUGAAAACACUGUAGAUUCUACAAGUGUCUGGAACUCUAUCGGAGUGAUGCAACACUAUCCUUCCAUGAGAAAUUCCAUCAUUUGGUGUUCUGUCUCAGGCACGGCUCCAGAAUCUCCCACAAGUGUUCAUUUGAGUUGAGAUCUGGUGACAGACAGCCAUGGCAUAGGGUUUACAUUGUUUCAUGCUCAUCAAAACCAUUCAGGUGACCACUCAUGCCCUGUGGAUAGGGGCACAGCCAUGCUAGCCAAAACAAGGGCCUGCCCAGCAUUUUUAUACAUGACCCUAAGCAUGGUGGGAUGUUCAUUGCUUAAUUUGAAUUAAUUCAGGAACCACACCUUUGUAGAACCACCUACUUAUUUAACAUACUUUGUAUCCCUCAUUUACUGAAGUGUUAACAUUAUCGUGGCAGCUACCUGUAUAUGAAUACAAUACAUUAUCCAAAACGAGGAAAAAGAGAAAUCAAUGUUUUUUUGGCUGAAAUAAAACAUCCAAAAAGAACAAAACAAAUAUUUAAGGAGACAGUAAAUAAAUAUCAUUUCUUCCCAUUUUGUCUAUAUUUACAUCUUGGUUACAUCUGGGGAGUUUUCAACUAAAAGGUUUCCCCAUAAAUCCACUGCCAAAUGCGUGUGCUUGCAUUAGAGCGUGCUACAGCGGGCCACAACUCACUAGACUGUCAAAUGGCACUUAAAACAGAACAGGAAAAUAUUCCAAAUCAUACUGAAUAAAGCAAACAUACAGCAAUCAGUGAAUAUCAUACAACGAAAGGAAAUGAUCGUGACAACAAUGAAAGUCAUAGUACAGUGUUGCUAUUGGCAAAUAUCCCAGUCCAGUUAUACUCCAAUCUUUGUUAGUUUAGUGAUACAGUAAAUCUAUACAAUAGUAGUUCUCUCCUAAUGCGCAGUCCAACAGAAAAUAUCUGGAGCAAGCUCCAUCCAUUGUAAACUGUCCUGUGUGGUCAUUGGUCAGUAAUAGUUGACCAGUACUCAUAGUUUGGAUGAGAUCAGGAUCAAGGGUAGAAGUGUACGAUCCCUCAGGCCCAUAUCCUCCUCUCACUGUGAGCAGCCAUUUUCACCUCACUACCAUAAAACGCCUGUCUAAAGAGCCUGUAUCUGGAACCAUGGAGUCAGACCAGAGACGUAGGCCCCCCUGCCCUGGGCAAAAUCAAAGGCACUGGGUCUCGUGGAUCAGUGAAGCUGCCGUAUUCUCACCCCUCCCAACUGACAUAGUUUGAGAGUAGCUGAUAUGUUUUGCAGGAUGUCAAGAUAUUUUCCUUUUCAGUUUCUUGUUGUAGUUGCUGGAUCUAACCUUUAACGUUGGAAAUGGGCUCAAUUAUCAAGGAACCAAAAAGGAAGGCCCUAAUAUUUUCAAUCUUAAACAAAUAUAAAUGUAUGACUUUUUGUGAAUGGUCAACUAUGAAUAAAACACAAUUGAUGUUAAAACAGGCAGGUUUGAUGAGGUUACAGAGUGAAUACAGCAUUUACUGUCUGGCACAUAUU
Messenger RNA from Oncorhynchus kisutch (coho salmon), 6428 nucleotides. RefSeq names its product mothers against decapentaplegic homolog 4. Bases 462 to 2108 code for a protein of 548 amino acids. Lineage: Eukaryota; Metazoa; Chordata; Actinopteri; Salmoniformes; Salmonidae. The record is from RefSeq and is a predicted model, not a curated record. Gene Ontology annotation, cellular component: heteromeric SMAD protein complex. The transcript has 12 exons. Gene Ontology annotation, molecular function: RNA polymerase II cis-regulatory region sequence-specific DNA binding; I-SMAD binding; DNA-binding transcription factor activity, RNA polymerase II-specific. Gene Ontology annotation, biological process: cell differentiation; SMAD protein signal transduction; anatomical structure morphogenesis.